GCAAAACUUCAUUUGUGCCGGACGAACUCUCUGCCCCGUCUGUCCCGCCUGCGGCCGCUUCCCCUCGCAUCUCCCUCCCUCCCGGAUCUCGCGCGCGGCCCUCAGCCCCAUCCCUCCAGAAGCUUCUAUAAUCCUGUUUCAGCCCGGAUGAGCGGCGGCUCCGGCCCCCUCCCCUACUCGAUGCGCGAUGUCGAUGGCGGCGCCUACGACAACGCCAAGUCCCGCCACCGAUCUCGCCUCAAGAUGGUUACUCAGGCUCUUAUUACUAAGAGUAGCAAGUACCAAUGUGGAAAGUUCACCCUUGGGAAGUUCUUGAGCCUUUUAAUGGUUUCUGGCUUAAUAUACUUGGUUGUGCACAAAAGUUCAGAGGGUUUUGUAUCCGGUGAGCUCCAUGACAAAGAAGUUGGGAGUAAACAUGCCAGUAAAAGUUCUCCCAAUAUUCGUACAUUUUGGAGAAAACCACCAAGGCUACCUCCGCGUCUUCCUCCUAAUGAAAUAUAUAAAAAUAGUUCAGUACUUAACCAGUCUCCUUCGUCUGAAUGGACAUCCAGGCAGAAGAAAGUCAAAGAAGCAUUCAAACAUGCAUGGUCCGGGUACCAAAAUUAUGCAAUGGGUUAUGAUGAGCUUAUGCCUUUGAGUCGCAGAGGUAUAGAUGGAUUAGGAGGUCUAGGUGCUACUGUUGUGGAUUCUUUAGACACUGCAAUAAUAAUGGGCGCUGAUGAUGUUGUGUCUGAAGCAUCAAAAUGGAUUGAAGAUAAUCUAAUGAAAAAGAUCAGCGAGAAGGGACAGGUCAAUUUAUUUGAAACUACUAUCCGUGUCUUGGGGGGACUUCUUAGUGCGUAUCAUUUGAGUGGUGGAGACCAAGCAGGAGGAGGUGAUUCCGGUAUACCAGUAACACCUAACAAGACUAAUACAGACCGUAUUUUGGAAAUCUCAAAGGACUUAGCAGACAGAUUAUUAGUAGCUUUUACAUCAAGCCCAACAGCUAUACCUUUUAGUGAUGUUGUUCUUCGUGAUCGCUCUGCACAUGCGGCUCCUGAUGGCUUAAGCAGUACCUCUGAGGCUACAACACUGCAAAUGGAGUUCAGUUACCUUAGCAGAAUAUCCGGAGAUUCAAAGUAUGACAUGGAGACAAUGAAGGUGCUAGAGCAUAUGCGAAAACUGCCAACAGUGGAGGGUCUUGUGCCCAUUUACAUCAAUCCCCAUUCUGGUCAAUUUAGUGGAGAAAAUAUUCGACUAGGAUCUCGUGGUGACAGUUACUAUGAGUACCUAUUAAAAGUUUGGGUUCAGCAUGAACAUUAUCGUAACACUAGUUUGAAGUACCUAUUUGAAAUGUAUACGGAAGCGAUGAGAGGGGUCAAGCAUCUUCUUGUUCAAAAAACUACUCCAAAUGGAUUGGUUUUUGUUGGGGAGCUUCCCCAUGGGCGGAAUGGUGCUUUUAGCCCUAAAAUGGACCACCUGGUUUGUUUCCUUCCUGGUACCCUUGCUCUGGGUGCAACAAAGGGUAUCACCAAGAAGAAGGCUGCCGAAAGUAAUCUUCUAACUAACGAAGACAUUGAAAAUCUACAGCUUGCUGAAGAUCUGGCUAAAACUUGUGUUCAAAUGUACUUUGUGACAUCUACUGGACUUGCUCCUGAAAUUGCUUAUUUUCACACCGAGGGGAAUCCUGAAGGUGGGCCUGAUGGUGGGAACAGAAGUUCUCAAUAUAUUAGUGACAUCACAAUCAAGCCACUUGAUCGUCACAAUCUUUUACGCCCAGAGACUGUGGAAUCGUUAUUUGUUUUAUAUAGAAUCACAGAGGAUCCAAAGUAUAGGGAGUGGGGUUGGCAAAUUUUUCAGGCCUUUGAGAAGUAUACAAAAGUUGAUUCUGGUGGUUAUACAUCAUUGGAUGAUGUCACAAGCUUACCUCCUCCUAGGAGAGACAAGAUGGAAACUUUCUUCCUUGGUGAAACAUUGAAGUACUUGUAUUUGCUGUUUGGUGAAAGCAAUAUUCUUCCACUAGAUAAGUAUGUAUUCAAUACAGAGGCUCAUCCACUUCCGGUCAUUCGGUCUUCAAUACAGGUCUCAAAUACCGUAUAGCUUCCAACACUGGUGUACUUAGUGUACUAUUAUUAUAAAAGUCAACUAACAGAAAUGUGAGAAAUGCGAGAAAUACGUUUGCGGCCAGCCAGGCUGGAACAGUGAGAGACAAUUAUAUACCAGUAGCCUUCUGGAUGCUUGUGCUGCACAUGCUUGAAGCGGCGUCAAGAUCAUUCUUGGAAGCAAGCUCACAGAUGUGUCAUCUUAAUAGUUGGAUCUGGAGAUAUGUACUUGUAUUUGUUGGAAGGUCGUGAAUCUUCUCUAAACUGUGCAAUCCAAAACUUACAAUUUUGAAAUUAAUUAGUGGUAACAGCAAGGUUUUAUCUCCGGCACCAAGCUUGUAUCUUCAUUAUAUAUACAAUCAUGUGUCAUCCAUUCCACCCUCUUAUUCAA
Messenger RNA from Brachypodium distachyon (stiff brome), 2472 nucleotides. RefSeq names its product mannosyl-oligosaccharide 1,2-alpha-mannosidase MNS3. The coding region runs from base 148 to 2079 and encodes 643 amino acids. Gene Ontology annotation, cellular component: membrane; endoplasmic reticulum; trans-Golgi network. The record is from RefSeq and is a predicted model, not a curated record. The transcript has 6 exons. Gene Ontology annotation, molecular function: calcium ion binding; mannosyl-oligosaccharide 1,2-alpha-mannosidase activity. Gene Ontology annotation, biological process: carbohydrate metabolic process; N-glycan processing. NCBI's taxonomy places the organism in Eukaryota, Viridiplantae, Streptophyta, Magnoliopsida, Poales, Poaceae.